Danio rerio (zebrafish) is the source of this 924-nucleotide messenger RNA. Lineage: Eukaryota; Metazoa; Chordata; Actinopteri; Cypriniformes; Danionidae. The record is from RefSeq and is a predicted model, not a curated record.
AUGACUUCAGAUGAGAAGUUGGGGGACAGUCUGAAGACUGAAGUAGAGAAAGAAAGCACCUUUGAGCUGGACUCGUCACUAAGCUCUGAAGCAGAUGAACUGCGCAUCAUGUUAGUGGGAGCAAGAGGAUCUGGAAAAAGCUCAACUGGAAACACCAUUUUAAGGUGGAACGCCUUCAACACGGACAUGCAGCUGAGCAGGGUCACGCAGUUCUGUGAAAGAGCAACUGGAAACAUCAACGGCCGACCCGUGGUCAUAGUAGAUACACCGGGACUGAAUAAAACCAGUCGAAUGGAGAAGGAGGUGACCAGGGAGAUCUUAAAAUCUGUCUCUCUGUAUAAACCAGGACCACACGUGUUUCUGCGGGUUCUGCCGGUGGGGAAUUUGACCAAUGAGGACAAGGACAUGCAUAAAUUAAUCCAAAACAUGUUUGGGAAGAGCGUUUGGAAUUACACCAUUGUUCUGUUCACACAUGGAGACCGACUGGAAGGGAAAACACCAAAUGAUGUGAUCGCCAGCUCGGACAAGGAUCUUAGAGACUUUAUCCGCACGUGCACCGGUGGAUUUGUGUUCUUCAAUAACAAGAACACUGGCUUUGAGCAGGUCAGCAAACUUCUGGAGAAGAUCGACACCUUGGUGGCUGUCAACGGCGGAAGCUGCUACACUACGUCAUUUUACCCGGCCUCCGAGAAGAAGAUACGCGAAAAACAAGAGAAGAUUCUGGAGGAGAGGCACGAGGAGAUAGCACGGAAGCUGAGAGAGCUGGAGGAGAAUUGUGAGGGUGAGGGGGAGUUAGAGAGGAAAAAGUGUGAGCUGUGGAGGGAGGAAGAGGAAGAUGCACGGAGACGGGCAGAAAAGCCACAAAAAAGCAGAUCUAUGACAUUAAAUCUCUCCAGAACCCCUGCAUCUGUAACAAAAUCGUAG